AUGGCUACCGCGAAAGACACGUCUACUUUCUUUCUGGAGGCAGAUGCGAAACAAUUUGACAGUGUUCUAAAGUUAUACCCACAAGCGAUUAAAUUGAAAGCCGAACAGAAAACAAAGAAACCCGAAGAACUUAUAAAAUUGGACAACUGGUAUCAAAAUGAACUACCAAAGAAAAUCAAAUCAAGGGGCAAAGAUGCACACAUGCUGCAUGAAGAGCUGGUGCAACUCAUGAAAUGGAAACAAGCUAGAGGGAGGUUCUAUCCACAAUUAUCAUAUCUCAUAAAAGUAAACACACCACGAGCAGUAAUGCAAGAGACUAAGAAAGCAUUUAGAAAACUGCCCAAUAUUGAAUCAGCAAUGACAGCACUCAGUAACUUGAAGGGUGUAGGAACUGCCACAGCAUCAGCACUUCUCGCGGCAGCCAGCCCUGAAAUAGCGCCAUUUAUGGCCGACGAGUGCAUACAAGCUAUCCCAGAAAUGGAAGGAAGCGACUACACUGCCAAGGAAUACCUCAAUUUUGUAAAACAUAUUAGAAAUGUCUGUGAUAGAUUAAAUAAGAUAAAUGAUUUGCAGGAACAAAAUGGCUGCGGUAAGAAGUGGUCACCACACAUGGUAGAGCUAACGAUAUGGACACACAACAUUUUAUCAGAGCUGCAGCCAGAACUCCUCGGAAAGGAGCGUACCAUCGCGCCCACGAAUGGCGGCUCUCCCCUACCCAGUGAUGAGAGCAAUCUAGAACCACCCUCCACUAAUGGCAAUGGUAAAUUAGGAGUAGAAUCAGUAAAUGAUGACACGACGUCGUGCACGGAAGACUCUUUGGACGCGAAAGGAGCGUCGCCCGCCACGCCCGCGUCGCCCUCGGACAACUCCGACUCGGCGCUAAGCACGCCACGCGCUAAAAGACUAAUAGAGGAGGCGAGUUCAGCGGAAGAGAACUCGCUGGGCGACUCGCUGGACGCGCCGCCGCCCGCCGCCAAGCGCCUGCGCGAGGCCACGCAC
Messenger RNA from Brenthis ino (lesser marbled fritillary), 999 nucleotides. Lineage: Eukaryota; Metazoa; Arthropoda; Insecta; Lepidoptera; Nymphalidae. The record is from the annotation of a GenBank genome assembly.